Messenger RNA from Myxocyprinus asiaticus (Chinese sucker), 2419 nucleotides. It is a transcript of the gene tinf2, whose product is annotated as TERF1 (TRF1)-interacting nuclear factor 2. Gene Ontology annotation, molecular function: telomeric repeat DNA binding. Lineage: Eukaryota; Metazoa; Chordata; Actinopteri; Cypriniformes; Catostomidae. The coding region runs from base 287 to 1963 and encodes 558 amino acids. Gene Ontology annotation, cellular component: shelterin complex. Gene Ontology annotation, biological process: telomere capping; regulation of telomere maintenance via telomere lengthening. The transcript is spliced from 9 exons. The record is from RefSeq and is a predicted model, not a curated record.
AGUCUCUCUUCCCACCACACCGGAAGCAGUAUUUUCGUCACUUUGGCUCGAGGAGUGUUUUUUGACCGAUGUUGGUAUUAUUUUCAUUUUGAAGAUUUGUGUUUUCUAACGUGCGGUUAGUAGUUUGUAAAUAACUGUAGAUCAUACACAAACUUUACAACUGCGCUGUAUCCUGUGAAUGUUGUAGCUUUUGAGUUGUACACUGUUCAACUUUUACGUGCAGCAGUGCUGUAAGUAACAGUUUUACAAAACACUCGAGCUGCUCGUUUUCAGGACGGACAGGACAAUGAAAGCAACGACACACUCGAAGGAUGAAGCAGAUACACCGCAGCCACUGUCAGCUCUGCGGCUCUUAGCUCCACCCCUGCACCUGGUGUCUGCAGCCAUGUGGAAGGUGAUGCAGCGGAGGGAUGCUGUUCAUUAUGGGAAAUUGGAGGAGAUUAUAACAUCAAUCUCUGAGACUGUCCCUGGGUUGCUCAGUUACAGACAUCAAGCCAGGCUGACAAUGGGUUUACGGGCACUGCUGAUCUUGGAGAAGCUUCGUCAGUCAGAUCCUCCUGACACUCCACAUGUCCUCCAGGAGCUGGGCAAGCUGCAAGCUUUCUCCUUUACCAACAGAAAGAAGAAGGAUCAGAAGGUGGAGGAAGCUAAACGCAACUUCCACUCCAUGGUGCACUCUCUCCUAAAGAAUCCAGCAUCUAGAAAUCAAUUCUUCAAGGAGGAUUUUCAGGUUCAGUAUGGAGGGCAUUACGUGGCCAGUCUAGAGAAGCUACUUUGGGAGUUUCUAAACAGAUUGGAUCAGCUAUUACCUCCUCCAGAUCUUGCUCAGACUGUCUCAUGGCUCAGUGCUGCCCCUGCUGUUUUGGAGGAGUGUGCGCGCUCUGCCUCUCAGCCCCAGCUCCUCAGAACUCUGCUGCAGCAUGAGAAAUGCCUCGGACACCUCGGGUCAGCAUCUCUUCUGUCCUCCACUGGUGAAUCGAUCCUAUCCUCUCUUUCUCUUCCUCUUUCUGGCAAAGUGCUGCAGACCAUCCAAUCAGAAUCCACUCCCAAAUCUAACACAGUCUUAAGUCCUGCCUUUUUAACACCCAGAGCUACUCGUAGAACAGCAGAAGAAGCCCUUUCGCAGGUUGCACCUGUGAUUGGGUCAAUUACCAAUGAAGAUCUCCAAAAAAACGUCCUAACCAAGAAAGCAGCACCCAGUGUAGUAAGAGAAUUUGAAUCAGCCUUGGAGAGAUCCAAAAAUACCAGGACCAAACAAAGCUCAUGUUCUGAGAAAGAGAUUUUAGAGAAGGAUCCAGAACAGGAUUGUUUUGUUGGGAAUAUGCUAGUCACAGUCCUCAGUCAGUCAUCAGACAGUGGAGAAGAAGUGGAGGGGGACAACAAAGAAAAUAGAAAUGAUAGAGAGAGGAUUAGUGAAAGCAGACUUCCUAGAAAGAAUGGACACAGAGAAAAAGAGGGAGAUGUUGAGAGAGAGUAUUCACCUAAGAGAAAAACCCAAGGCAUGGGCUCACAGGAAGAGGUAGAUGUCAGUGCUCUCCACAUUUCCUGUAUGAAGCGACAACUCAGAGUUGUCAUUCCCAGAUUGAACCUCAGCAGUGUCAAUCUUCCGGUCCACCUCAAUCACCUGUCUGAUAAGGAAGAUGACACCAGAUCUCCAUGUCAAGCUAACGUAAAAGAUAUAUCCAGAGUGGGAAACAGUGACUCGAUGACACGGAAGAGGAAAUGUAUUGAUUUGACCACAACACCUGAAAAGCAUCUGGUGGACAUAAUCAAUAAACAAACCUCGUCUGCCUCUCCGUGUAUCCCCCUUGUUCUGCAUUGCAAAAUGGCAACUCCAGAAACACUGUCUUCUAUAACUGAUUCAACUGAUGAUGACAUGAUAGUCGACUCUGAGGAUGAGACAAUAGAUAAAGUGAGGAGAAAGGUUUGUAACCACACCUAUAUUAUUAAAACAUCCAAAUAAAAGUUUUGGUGGUAGUCAUCUAAAUCCAGUGGCAAGAGAGAUGAUCGAUCAAAGGUUCAGGCCUCUCAAGAGUGCUGGAGUUACAGCAGAAAUCUGUGGCCACGUACACAUUGCAACUAAACACGGUUGUCGCUACUCUUCUGAGUGCGUAAUCGUGUUAUGUAAACAGAGUUUGAUUAUACAGGAGCAUUAACUGCGCUCUUCAACCGAAAGACUCCCAAAAAACUCGAAAUGAAUUUUCAUUCAAUCCGUGUAGUGGACUGCACGUCUGAGAUGUGUGUCUCUCUUCUCCAGGAGCAGUGCUAGCAAAUCAGAGACGGAAGUAUGUGUCUUAACUCAUUCACAGAUUUUGGGACAAAUCUGUGUCUCUCUACCUCAGUUGCUCCUGCCAGCCCUGCGGUCUAGGGGUAACCCAUACAUCCACAGAGCAGCAGCUUGCCAAGCAUAAACAAAUCA